This is a messenger RNA of Gracilinanus agilis (Agile Gracile Mouse Opossum), 1953 nucleotides long. RefSeq names its product neuronal pentraxin receptor (gene NPTXR). The coding region runs from base 1 to 1953 and encodes 650 amino acids. The record is from RefSeq and is a predicted model, not a curated record. The transcript has 5 exons. NCBI's taxonomy places the organism in Eukaryota, Metazoa, Chordata, Mammalia, Didelphimorphia, Didelphidae.
AUGGGCCAGUGGGUAGGGCCAAGCCUUGGAAACGGUCGGGAGAGUUGGGGUUCAGCUGGUUUGAGUCCCCCUUUUUCUGAUGGGCGUCCUCCAUUCCGUGGCGCAGACCUUCGCGCCUCUCCGCUGCGGGAGGCCCAGGCAGGUGGGGCGGGAGCCGGCUGUGCAAGGGAGGGGCGGGAGGAGAGGGGCGGGGCCUGCGCAGACUCCCACUCCCUCCCGGAGCCAGAGCGGAGCUCAGAGCUGCGGCGGCAGCGGCAGGAGUGGCAGCUGCUCCAGCCGCGUGCCGGGUUUCCUUCGCGUCCCUUCGCGCCGGUCCUCGAGCCCGUGUCCCACCUUCUUUCCCAGUCCGCGUGUCCGGGGCCGUGCGGCCCCCCCGCCGCUCGCGCCACCCUGAAGUUCCUGGCCGUGCUGCUGGCCGCGGGCAUGCUGGCCUUCCUCGGUGCCAUCGUGUGCAUCAUCGCCAGCGUGCACCCGGCGGCCAGCCCGGCCCGGGCGCCCUCCGGGGCCGCCGCCGACAACGACUCGAGCGCUGGGGCCGCGGCGCUGCUGCCCCCCGGGCCGGAGCAGAGCCUGAGCGCGCUGCACGGGCCCGGAGGCUCGGCCGGGCCCCACGAGCUCCCCCUGCCCGGCGGCGGCGGCGGCAGCGAGCUGCUGGCUAGUGCCCGGCCGCUGCAGCCUCCGCUGCUCUUCAGCCGUUUCCUGUGCACCCCGCUAGUCACCGAGUGCCCGACGGCGUCGGACGGGGCGGCGGUGCAGGGCGACGGGCCGGGCUCGGGGCAGCAGCAGCAGCGUCAGCGCGAGGAAGAGCUCCUGGCCCUGCAAAGCACUGCCGAGCAGCUGCGGCAGACUGCGCUGCAGCAGAAGGCGCGGAUCCGAGCCGACCAGGAGGCCAUCCGCGAGCUCACGGGCAAGCUGGGCCGCUGCGAGAGCGGGCUGCAGCUGCCCUUCCAAGACACUGGGCCCGCGGGCCGCCAGGACACCAUGAGCGACGGCCCCGCCUGGGACUCCCCGGCCGUGGUGCGGGAGCUGGAGGAGGCCGUGCGCGCCCUCAAGGACAGGAUCGAGAAGAUCGAGCAGGAGCUGCCAGCCCAUGGGAACGUUUCAGCGGCCACAGCCCGGCCCCUCCCGACUCAGGACCCCCUCCACACCCAGAUGGAGACCCUGGAGGCUCAGCUCCUGUCCAAGGUCAUGGCCCUGGAGAAGGAGCGCUCGUCUCUGAGCAGCAGCAGCCACAAGCAGCAGAAGGAGGUAGAGAAGGAGCUGAAUGCCCUGCAGGACCGGGUGGCUGAGCUGGAGCACGGGGCGUCAGCCUACAGCCCCCCAGAUGCCUUCAAGAUCAGCAUCCCCGUGAAGAAUAAUUACAUGUAUGCCCGAGUGCGCAGGACCCUGCCGGAGCUGUACGCCUUUACCGUCUGCAUGUGGCUCAAGUCUAAGUCCGGGGGAAUGGGGAUAGGCACCCCUUUCUCCUACUCAGUGCCAGGCCAGUCCAAUGAGAUGGUACUACUGGAGGCUGGGCAUGACCCCAUGGAGCUGCUCAUCAAUGACAAGGUGGCCCAGCUGCCAUUGAAUCUGAAGGAUGGGCGCUGGCACCACAUCUGCAUUGCAUGGACCACAAGGGAUGGUCUGUGGUCAGCCUACCAGGACGGUCAGCUACGUGGCUCCAGUGAUAAUCUGGCUGCUUGGCAUCCCAUUAAACCCCAUGGAGUCGUCAUCCUGGGGCAGGAACAGGACACAUUGGGCGGCCGGUUCGAUGCUACCCAGGCUUUUGUGGGCGAGAUUGCCCAAUUCAACCUGUGGGAUCACAUCCUGACUCCGGCCCAGAUCCUGGGCAUUGCCAACUGUACCUCGCCACUGUUGGGCAACAUUAUCCCUUGGGAUGACAAGCUGGUGGAGGCUUUUGGGGGUGCAACCAAGGUGGCUUUUGACUCCUGCAAGAGCAAGGCCAAGGCAUGA